Molecule: messenger RNA, 2531 nt
Organism: Fundulus heteroclitus (mummichog)
Lineage: Eukaryota; Metazoa; Chordata; Actinopteri; Cyprinodontiformes; Fundulidae
Gene: cfap91
Product: cilia and flagella associated protein 91
Exons: 17
Coding region: 94-2301 (735 amino acids)
Source: RefSeq, a predicted model, not a curated record
GUUACAGCGCUGAAGAUAUUUUCCGUGUCGUGCGGGUUUUCAACGUCGCUGAUAGCAAGAAAACUGUGUCGGAAGAAGUUUCGUACAAGCAAAAUGAGCUAUUCUAUCACCCAAAUUAUUCCCCAAAACAAAAGGGCUUUUAAAGCUGUGAUGCCGGAGCGGCCUUAUGACUUCUUAUAUGAUCCCGUUUACACCGUGUCGUCAGAGGUGGACCACACCAAGGCCAAUUUUAAGGCUUAUGCAGCAAAUAAUCGAUUUAGAAAAGUACCUGAGUUUGGGCCUAUGUUCAGCAACCAGCCACGGUACACUCUCAAACUGGACCCAGCAGUGCCGCUGCCAUCCUAUUCCGAUUACCCCUGGCGAGGACAUGCUGAGCAGCGCAGAGAGACCCUGCAGCGUCUGGCUGGCGUCAGUCCAAACGCUGAGACGUGCCACGUGACUGGAGCCGAUUACUGGAAAUACUUCAAACGUCCUUUGAUGGCGUUUGAACAAAGGUUUCCACCAGAUGUGGUAUUUGAAUUUUCAGGGGAAGAUUUUGAAGCUAGUGACGAGGAGCAGCAGCCCGCCCAGCGCUCUGUGGGGGUUCAGACCGACUACAGAGAAAGCGAAACCCAGACUGACCCGUACAGCCCUGCGUACGUGCUGCAGCCCGAGACCACUCCCUCUGAGCUACUGCAGCUGGCAGCACUGACCUGGGGUCAUGGCUUGCCAGCAGGCCUCGCCGAGGUGGAGAUGAUUGAGCGGAUACGUGCAAAGCGACUCUGGGAGGCCAGCCUUCCUCCACCGCAUGACCGGAGCCAGCUCGACAAGAGGAGGCGCAUGAUGGAGGAGAUGGAGGCCAAGGAGUGGGCGUUCAGGGAGGGAGAAAUCCAAAAACUGCAGGAGGCUCGCCUUGCUGUGCUGGAGGAGCUGCUGAAGCAGAGAGAUGAAGCUCAGAAGGAUGCUAAACAUGACAGAUUAGCUCAAAUAUACUCCAAGCAUCUGAGAGACAGGGAGCACAAGCUCAAGAAAAGCAACAGUGACUACAUGAGGGCUGUUAGAAAACUGGAAGCCAAGCGAAAAAAUGUGGAGGGAAAACUACAGCGAAGGGACAUUGUUACCGAUUUCCUGACUCAAAAAGACAACUUCACCAAGCGCAAUACGAAGCAGUUCAAGAGCUACUACACAGACACGUAUGAAGGCUUGGAGGAGCUGGAGGCAGGACUAGAGGCGUCAUUCAAGCAAUGGAAGGAGCAAUACAAAGACAUCGGGGAUGUGAAAAGGUCGGCUGCACAGAGAGCUGUGGAGUCACUGAUGGAUUACAAGGCCUGCAGGGAGGAGGAGGGCAAAGACACGACAGAGAAGAAGGCUCUACGUUUUCUCACCAAAAAGAAGAAGCCUCUUCCUCCUCCUGUCACUCCAACAGUAGAAAGUCCCCCAGAGGAGGACGAGCAAAGCGAGCUUGCAGUAAUCUAUUUGCAGAAACUACUCAGAGGAAGAAGCAUCCAAUACCAGAUGUUCAAGGGCAAAGAAAACAACCUGGAGCUCAUCAGGGAACUGAGGAAAGUCCACGCUCUGCAAAGUGAGGAGCAGCAGGCACAGAAAGCUGACAAAGCGUUUAUAAUCACCCUGAAGAAAGAGAGGGAUCAGCAAAUGCAGCAGGCGUCGCAGGAGGAAGCACGUCAGGCCGCGGUGGUUGGCAGGGACCUGGCGCAGCUGUUCGACACCCUGUCCAAGGAUCUGCUUCUUCUGCAGGAGGAGCGCAGGAUCCACGCUUUCACGCUGCUGGCCGAGAGAGAGCGCCGUCGGCGGGAGGCAGAGGAGAGCGGGAGGCGUCAGGUGGAGGAGCCUAGACUCAGAGAAAGAGACGAGAUCUUCAGACAAAUAGUGCAGGUGCACCAGAAGAGCGUGGAUAUGUAUUUAGAGGACAUGAUUCUGGGACAAGUGGAUCCUGUGGCUGACGAGCACGCCAGAGAGGAGAUCACCAGGAAGGCAAAGCAGCUCAACGACGUCGCCUACGCCAUGGAGAAAAGCAAGGACAGCUGUCAGUCAGAGGAGAUUGUGGCAGAGAUGGUGUACAGCUUCCUUGUCCCCGAAGUUGAGAGGAUCCGAGUCAUGCAAGGAGUGCGCUUGAAGCAGCAGAGGCACUUGGAGGCAGCUCGGAGCAUCAUUCACGGGCCUGAAGCGCCUGCCGGCAUCCCUCAACCUGAAACCCCACAGGGUUCCUCCUCUGGUGUAAAAACCUCUGGUCAGGCUGAGGAGAAGAUGACGAGCCAAGAGGAGCAGGGAACACGAGCACAAACUUCACAUGUGCAGCUUUAAGGCCUGAUCCAGAACUUAUCUGUUUUAAAAAAGCUUUUGAGGAGUCAGUCUUAAAGCACCCAUUUAAUGUUUUUUUUUAGGAGACUACAGUCAUGGAAAAAAUUAUUAGACCGUCCUUGUUUUCUUCAAUUUCUUGGCUGCAGUCAAUAAUCCAGUGGAGCAUUACUUGAUCUAGAGUAGUUCCACAACCACAGUGUUUCAGGACAAACGUUAUUUUCCACCUAUAUAUA